Penicillium crustosum is the source of this 1290-nucleotide messenger RNA. Its product is annotated as GTPase-activating protein GCS1. The record is from RefSeq and is a predicted model, not a curated record. The transcript has 4 exons. Bases 1 to 1290 code for a protein of 429 amino acids. Gene Ontology annotation, cellular component: Golgi membrane. Gene Ontology annotation, biological process: regulation of ARF protein signal transduction; regulation of endocytosis. Gene Ontology annotation, molecular function: GTPase activator activity. Lineage: Eukaryota; Fungi; Ascomycota; Eurotiomycetes; Eurotiales; Aspergillaceae.
AUGUCUCGCAUGUGGGAGGUCGACCCAGAAACGAGGACAAAGCUCCUCCAAAUCUCCAAGACCAACGGAAAUGACAAGUGCUGCGAUUGCGGUGCCCCGUCGCCCCAAUGGGCCUCCCCGAAGUUUGGAACGUUUAUCUGUCUCAACUGCGCCGGCACACAUCGCGGGCUAGGUGUUCACAUCUCCUUCGUCCGUUCGAUCACCAUGGACGCCUUUAAACACGCCGAGAUCCAACGCAUGGAGCUGGGAGGUAACGAUCCCUGGAAGACCUUCUACGAUGAACACCCAGUUACUGUCUCAGAAGGUCGCACAUUCGAAGACUCGACUAUCAAGGAACGAUAUGAAAGCGAAUCGGGCGAGGAAUGGAAGGAGCGGUUAUCGUGCAAAGUCGACGGCCGCGAGUACAUCCAAGGCCAGGAGAAGAAGAAUAAUCCCUCGCGAUCGAGCACACCCUUGAGCUUGGCUGGUGCCGGCACGGGUGCUAUAUCUGGUGCCCGGGCUGGGUCACCUGCAGCAUCGUCUAUUCGCUCUGGUGACAGCCAGCGGGCUGGUGUGCCCGGCAAGAAGGAGCAGAACGAGGCUUACUUCGCGAAGCUGGGGAAUGAGAAUGCUAGUCGCGCCGAUAACCUGCCGCCCUCACAAGGUGGAAAGUUUACUGGUUUCGGUGGUGGUUUGCCUGCGGCCUCUGCGAGUGAGCGGCGCUCUUCGCCCUUUGGCGGAUUUGGAGGUUGGGGUGGCGGCGGCGGCGGCGGCGGCCAGCCGUUUGAAGAUCUUCAGAAGGACCCAAUGGGCACUAUCACCAAAGGAUUUGGGUGGUUUGCUUCAACGGUUGGCAAGAGCGCAAAACAGGUUAAUGAUGCUUAUCUACAGCCAACAGCUAAACAGCUGGCCGAAUCCGACUUCGCAGCCCAGGCCCGCAUCCAUGCUUCAACGCUCGGCCAGAACCUACAAACAGGUGUUCGCGGCGCUGCUGACCAAUUCAAUAAGUUUGUUGAAGGAGAAGAUGGACGCGGUGACGGACGCCGUAAUCGCGUGGAGCCUGAGCGCCGAGACUUCUGGGAUGACUUCUCGUCAAUGGGGGACCAAGAUACAUCCAACCACCGCCGCACUGCAUCACAACGGUCUCAACGAUCUGAUGUUGUUGGGACCGCUGCUAUGCGCAAGGGUCCUACUGCCUCCUCUCUGGCUAACUCCACACCUGGUUUGUCUGGUGCAGAACCCGCAGAGGGUAAGAAUACAACGGCUUCGGCGACGGGUAAGGGCAAGGAUGAAUGGGAUGACAACUGGUAG